Chrysochloris asiatica (Cape golden mole) is the source of this 1308-nucleotide messenger RNA. RefSeq names its product ECSIT signalling integrator (gene ECSIT). Lineage: Eukaryota; Metazoa; Chordata; Mammalia; Afrosoricida; Chrysochloridae. The transcript is spliced from 7 exons. Bases 1 to 1308 code for a protein of 435 amino acids. The record is from RefSeq and is a predicted model, not a curated record. Gene Ontology annotation, cellular component: mitochondrion.
AUGAGCUGGGUCCAAGCCAUCCUGCUAACCCGGGGCUUGUCUCGGGGCUGGGGAGGCAUCUGCGGGGCCACUCUCACAGGAACCCCCUUCUCUCAGGUACUCCUGGCAGCCCCUCGGGGCCUCCACUGCAGUGCAGCCACCCACAGCUCGGACUCAUCACUUGUUCCACGGCCCCCUGAGCCCAUGAGGGGCCCCAUCAAGGCCCCGGUGCCCCACGAGGAGCUGUUUGGACAGGCAUCUAGUGGGGAGCGGGACAAGGCUAGCUUCCUGCAGGCCGUGCAGAAAUUUGGGCAGCACAACGUGCGCAAGCGGGGCCACGUUGACUUCAUCUACCUGGCCCUGAGCAAGAUGCGACAGUACGGCGUCGAGCGUGACCUGGCCGUCUACAACCUGCUGCUCGACAUCUUCCCCAAGGAGGUCUUCCGGCCGCGCGGCAUCAUCCAGCGCAUCUUCGUGCACUAUCCGCGGCAGCAGGAGUGCGGCAUCGCUGUCCUGGAGCAGAUGGAAAAGCACGGGCUGAUGCCCAACAAGGAGACGGAGUUCCUGCUGAUUCAGAUAUUUGGACACAAAAGCUACCCCAUGCUCAAGUUCCUGCGCAUGAAGCUGUGGUUUUCUCGCUUCAAGAAUAUCAACCCCUUCCCCGUGCCCCGCGACCUGCCCCAGGACCCUGUGGACCUGGCCAAGUUGGGCCUGCGACAUAUGGAGCCCGACCUCAGCGCCCGUGUCACCAUCUACCAGAUGCCUUUGUCCAAAGACGCCACCGAAGCAGCGGAACCCACCCAGCCCCACAUUGUAGGAAUCCAGAGUCCCGAUCAGCAGGCUGCCCUGGCUCACCACAACCCAGCCCGGCCUAUCUUCGUUGAAGGCCCCUUCUCCCUAUGGCUCCGUGAUAAAUGUGUUUACUACCACAUCCUUAGAGCUGACUUGCUACCACCUGAAGAGCGGGAAGUGGAGGAGAUUCCCGAGGAGUGGAACCUCUACUACCCCAUGCAGCUGGACCUAGACUACGGGAGGGGUGGCUGGGAUGACUACACCUUUGACAUGGAUGAAGUGGAGGAAGGGCCUGUCUUUGCCAUGUGUAUGGCAGGUGCCCACGACCAGGCCACACUUGCCAAGUGGAUCCAGGGCCUGCAGGAAACCAACCCUGCCCUGGCCCAGAUCCCCGUGAUCUUCCGACUGGCAGGGUCCACUGGGGAGCUCCUGGCGGCCUCCCCAGAGCUAGAGGAGCCACCCCCACCUCCUCCCCAGGGCCAGGGCCAGGAGGAAGAGGAAGACAACGUGCAGCGGCAACAGCAGGGCCAGAGCUGA